Molecule: messenger RNA, 4243 nt
Organism: Strongylocentrotus purpuratus (purple sea urchin)
Lineage: Eukaryota; Metazoa; Echinodermata; Echinoidea; Camarodonta; Strongylocentrotidae
Product: galactosylceramide sulfotransferase
Exons: 3
Coding region: 657-1802 (381 amino acids)
Biological process (GO): glycolipid biosynthetic process
Cellular component (GO): membrane
Molecular function (GO): galactosylceramide sulfotransferase activity
Source: RefSeq, a predicted model, not a curated record
ACUUCGGUAUCCGUGGCAGAGUGCCGCACACACACCCCCACACUCUCCCUGCUUUUUGGGGCACUGUGCUAUUCGCACACAAUACAUGCACUGCAUGCAAGAACGGACGGUAUUCAUACAUUCCACCUCGGCCGAUUCUCACAGGCUGACGAACAAAAGACCGCAAGAAGUCAACGUUUCUGCAUGACUAGUCAGUACAAACGUGUCUUUCCCCCCGUGAAACCAUGAUCAAAUAACCAAGCUAUGUAAAACACCAAGUCUGAGGACAUACCUGGUGGAAACGCUGGUUGAUUUUCUCCGCCGAGAUCGCCGUCAAAACUCGCAACAUCAAACAAGAUCUUGGAGUCGAAUCUUCCGCAGACGGUACGCCGCGACAAUCUCGAUACCGUUCGAUCGUGCAUGUAAAUUAUACAGUGACCCUGUGCUGUGCUGCUUACAUGCAACGUUAUCUGCUCUUUCUGUGAACAUUUCCUUCGCUGCACGGCUACCCUGCAGCUGGAGACUGUACAAAGAAUGUCUGCUUUGGAGUGUAAGCAGUGAUUCCUGAUGAGGAUGACAACAGUAGCGACCAAACAACCAGACGAGAUUUAUCUACAAGGCGAACAUCUCAUGAAACGGUGGUUUGGGUCACGUGAUCUCUUUAGCCCCCUUACAAAAUGGCGCGUAGACGUCUGAUGUGGGCCGUUCUCUCCCUCCUCGUCUUUUCCGUCCUCUUUUGGGUCUCCUCAGUCAUCAUCAGCGACAAAAAGGAGUCCAUUACCAGACACAGAUCCAUUCUCGACCAUCUCGGGCAAGCGGCAAGCCGGAAUUACAUAGCAUCGCAGCUUUGGACGAAAGGCGAGGGGACUGACCCGAUUCGGAAGCCCGACUGCACUCCUGAAACCAACGUCGUCUUCAUCAAGACUCACAAGACAGCCAGUAGCACAACUAGUGGCAUCUUUGACCAUUACGCCUACAGAAACAACCUGACGGUGGCUGUGCCACCCGAUGGCGCCCCCUUCAUGGACCGGAAGCUACUCUUCCAACGGGACAUGGUGGCUGACACCAAAGACUCCGGCAUCGGCUGGAAGAGAGAGGACGGGUUCAACAUGCUGACAGCUCACGCGCGGUAUAACCGACCGGAAAUGGACGCUGUGGUGCACAAUGCCAAAUUCGUCACAAUUCUCAGAGAUCCGAGAGCACAGUUUGUUUCUUCGUUUGUCUUCUUCAAUUUUGUGGACCGCUUUAAGCGUAUCUUUGAGUCACGCGGCGAGAAGUACUCGACGGUCAUCGAAGGGUUCAUCAAGAACCCCAUGGAGAAUUACCAGUUAAUGAGCCAUCGCGUCUACUCGCAGGUAUUGUGGAACCAGCAGAUGUUCGAUCUCGGUCUAGACACCGCCUACUUCUCCAACCCGGAAAUCAUCGAGGAGACAUUAUCACGGCUGGAUUCUGAGCUGGAUCUUGUGAUGAUUACCGAGUACUACGAUGAAUCCCUUCUAGUUCUGAAAGACAUCUUAUGCUGGGAAAUGGAUGAUAUCCUCUAUACGCAAAGACUCGUGAGGAACUCCUCCAGCGAGGUAUUUCUUGACAGCGUUACAAAGGACGCCAUAAGCGAAUGGAACGCAGCUGACACCCGGAUGUACGAUUAUUUCAAUAAGACAUUAUGGCGGCGCAUAGCGUCGUAUGGACCGAAUUUUCAGGACGAUCUGAAAAUAUUUCGUCAGAGACUCGCACAAACGACCCCAAGAAAAACGGGGAAGCAUUCACGUGACACGAAGAAGAUAAUAAAACGAAUGAAAGACAGAGGUAUACUGGUUAGAUAGUACAAAUAAAUUAUUCUAGUGAUGUAUAGCAGCAGUGGUCUGCUAUUGAUUUGGCAUAAUUCCGCACUUGCAUGAUAAUGUCUCAAAUCGUCAACACCAAAUUACACUAAAAGUGUCAUUUUCUUGAUCCACGCGACUGAAUACAAUAAGCCACUCCGGAGAAACAAUCUGCGCAUGAGCAGAAAAGGGUAAAUUUUGUACAAACUGUAACAAACCGAUCGAAACAUAAUUAUACUAGAUACAUGAAAGUCAUGUAAUCAUUGUUCAUGUAUACACCGAUGGUACGUUCUGUGAUACACAGGUGGACGUAUUCUUUUCAUGAGGGCAAAGAAACAUGGAGCAACUUCCAUCAUUUGGAUUAUUCUAAAAUACACAGAAGUGUGGCUUAGCCAUGUUUAAAAGAUCUGUGGAUAUUUGGGGGUCAUUUUUAACCUGUGUUAUCUCCGGAGCGGUCUAUUAACAUAAUUACUAGAAUCGUAGGUUCUUGUCAGUAGUAUUUGAAACAAAAUACACUGGACUUGCUCCUGUAAUAUACACAAUAUAUGUUAGGGAAAAAACAGAAGUUGGAAAUUAGUUGUUCUUUGAAUGAACAUACUUCUAAUUACCUUAAUAACGGAGCACUGCAAUCGAUAGGCGUUGGAUAGAAAAACACUUCGUUUGCAGCUAGGCCAUUUCCAUAUCAUAUCCAACUCACGCUUAAAAUUUGUUGCACUGUUAAGACAUCUCAGAUAUAAAUGUUCUAGAGACAACCAUGAGGUUGCAUCGCACGCCUUUGAAAUAGAUAUUUGCCAAAAAACAAACUUAUAUCAUGUCACGCACCCAAUUAGAAUUCUACUACAAUCAAACUUUCUUUUGUAAGAUUUUCGCUAUAUAUUUGUAAAUUUCUGCGCGUUUGGUGAAUUUUGUCAUGAUCCUACUUUUUCUUCAUGGGGAGUGAGAAAAAAAAGUACAAUUAUGUAUUACUGAAAUAAAAUCAAUAAGUUGUCUAUAUCGUAAAUGUGUCCUUGGUGUUAUCACAUAUCAUAUUUAUAUGUGACUAAUUAUAGUUUUAUGGGCUGUAGAGAUUCAGGUAGUCGCAGCACGCAAAUAUAUUUAUCUUUUUGUUAGAAAGAAAACGCAACUCUUCUGAAAUCACUGUUCAUUAAAAGAUGAAUAACUUUCAUCCAAAUUUGUUUAUUUUUGUAAUAUUAUUAUUAUUAUUUUUAGUAGACCCGUACAUACUGAUUCAUCCUUCGGCAGUUAAUAUACCGGUGCAUCGUGAUGUUGCAGUAAUCAACUUUUUUACCGUAACAUCGCAAUGUCUUUUUUUUAAUCCUGAUGUUGACCCUACCGUAAUUGAGCAAAAAUGACGUAAUUCAUGGUUAAAUCUUCACAAACUUGGUAACAAAAGUAUGUUGAUGGAUUCAAGGAAAAUAUUUUGGAUGAAAGAAAAGAAUUAAGAAUCAUGUUUAUACAUUGGCUGUAUGACAUGACUUAUGGGUGUGUAUACAUUUUUAUUACAGUUUACAGAAUAUGCUAGCUAUUUUUAGAAACUUUUAUCGUAUUUGAUCUCAAGAAAUGUUUGCGAAUCUGUAACACUAGCACAUGAACGUUGGUGUUACAGCAGUAUUAAUUAUAAUUGUGUGAGCUGUCGUUUCUGUCAGCUCAAACAAUCCGCUUUUUUAAAGACUGUAUUUUAGAACGACGAGCAGGUUUUUUAUGUGGUUUUCUCUUUUAGCAGUGCUAUUUGUUUGAUUUUUCUUUUUGUUUCGUACUUGAAAUCGGCAUUAUACAUCUCAUUUAUAUGCAUUACUCUUUUAAAGUGCAACACCUUUUUCGUCCUUUUCAUGAAUGCGUAAACUCUUAUGUGUGUUUCUCCAUCUCUUUGUUAUGUCUGGGACUUUGGCUAUAUCGUAAAUGUGUGUUGUUUUAAUAUGGGCCCUGUUUCAUGAAACUCUUUUUUUUAAAUAAAUAAAUAACAACUUCCAAAGGUGCAUGAAAAUCUGGUGGAUGUUUAACAAAGAUUAAGUUGAACUUAGCUCUAAGUUGGACUUAACAAUUAUGGAAAGCCUUUAGCAUCUUCGAAAAUAUUUUGUAAAAGUUAUUUUAAAAGGCAUAAAAUGCUGAUACAAAACAUUCAUGUUCUCUAUUAUCGAGGAGAUUUCAUAAAAUCCUCAUCAAGAACAUGAAAAGUCGAAAAUACUUGGAUUUUUUUCUUUUGAAUAUAUUUUAUUUUAAGGCUACAAAUGGCUCUCUAUAAUGUUCAAGUCCAACUCAGAGUUAAGUUCGACUUAGGAUUUUUGUGAAACACCCCCUGCUCAUAGACAAUCAAAUGUUAAGAUUUCAGUAGCGUGUAACAGUUAUCGUUCUGUAUCUCGCUAUUGAUAACAAGUUUUUUUUUAUGAAACGGGGCCCUGCUUUUGCUUCCUGCGCGUGUAACGCGUCAUGUGCCAACAGUAUCA